This is a messenger RNA of Onthophagus taurus, 3546 nucleotides long. RefSeq names its product Golgi apparatus protein 1 (gene Glg1). Gene Ontology annotation, cellular component: Golgi membrane. Gene Ontology annotation, molecular function: fibroblast growth factor binding. Lineage: Eukaryota; Metazoa; Arthropoda; Insecta; Coleoptera; Scarabaeidae. The record is from RefSeq and is a predicted model, not a curated record.
GUUUCCAAUUUAAAGUGUUCAGUUGGGUGUGUGCUGACUUUUUAAAGUUAAACGAUGUGAUUUGAAGUUUACUUGUCAAAAAAAUAACCUCCAAAGUUGACAAUUAAGAAUAUAACCUCAAAAAUAAAUUAAAAAAAUGAAAUUUUUAAUAAAUUUUUGCUUAGUAUUAGUUUUAAUUACUUGUAGUAGAGUUAAUGGUGAUGUAUCGUCGAUAAUAAUGAAACAACCUUCAUGUAUUGUUAUCAAACAAUUUUGUUCCACACAAAAAGCUAAUGAUUUUCAAAUUAUUGAAUGCAUACUUUCAGACCCAAGCAAUGUUAAUCGGCUGGAUAGUGAAUGCCAGCAUGUUGUUUGGGAACAAAUUAGUGAGAUAAUCAGCAAUAAAUAUGUACGCGAAUUUUUGUCACCAUUAUGUGAAAAUGAUCACUCUUUUCAAUGCGAACAUACCGACCCCAGUUCAGAAAUAUCUUACUUAAAAUGCGCUAUUAAUGUUAAAAACGAAAUCAGCGUUAAAGACUGUGUAAAUACUAUAACGCGAUUCGAAAAUAUAGCGUUUGAUGAUUUAAAAUGGAUUUCAAAUUUUCUUAAGCAUUGUAACACAGCUGUUGAGAAGUUUAAGUGUGGUCGCUUAACUGGGGAUAGUUCUUCUCAAGGUGAAACUUUGAGUUGUUUACAAAAUUAUUAUAGAGAAAUUGAUUCUGAAUGUCAGAGAGAAAUUAUGGAAUUAUCUGAAAUACAAUCAGAUAACAUUAAAUUAGACCGACAACUUUAUAUGGCUUGUGCUACCGAUCACAUGCAUUAUUGUUCUCUGUAUUCACCUGGUAGUGGAAAAGUAUUUAAGUGUCUUAUGCAACAUUAUAACGAUCAUUUAGACGAAAAAUGUCGCAAUCACUUAUUAAAGCGACAAAAAUUAAUUAUGGAAGAUUAUCGCCUUAGCAAAGGUUUGAUGCGAACUUGUAAAGAUGAUAUCAAAAAGUACCAUUGUCGGAGGCAAACGUCUGAGGAUAAAAGUAUUCGAUUAGCUCAAGUUUUGUUGUGUCUUGAAAAUGUUAUGAAGAAUGGUACCAAGAUUGAUAACGAUUGCGAAAACGAAAUGAAGGAUCACCGACGGAUUUUAAUGGAAGAUUUUAGAUUAUCACCAGAGAUUGUUGAUGGUUGUUCUUUGGAUAUUAAAAAGUUUUGUAACAAUUUGGAAGUUGGAGGGAAAACGUUACAUUGUCUUAUGGAACAUGCUCGAGUGAAAAAUACCAAAAAAAUUAGGGAUUCUUGUCAAAGAGCGUUAGAAAAAUUAAUAAAAGAAACUGAUGCAGCUGAAGAUUGGCGUGUAGAUCCAGUAUUACACGACGCUUGUAUUACUGUCGUAAAAGUGGCGUGUAAUGGUAUAAAAGCUGGGGAAGCAAGGGUUAUGACUUGUUUACUAGAUAACAUUGGAAACGAAGUAAUGACCGAUGAAUGUGAAGACGCGCUAUUUCAAAUACAAUAUUUCGUCGCAAGAGAUUUUAAAUUAGACCCACAACUAUACAAAGCAUGUCGCGAUGAUGCAAAUCGAUUUUGUCACGCAGGAAAAGAAUGGGAAGAUCCAACAAAUCAUCCAGAAAGUGGACCUUUAGUUUUGCCCUGUUUGUAUCGUUACGCUUAUGGACCCAAUAAAGACAUGAAAUUGAAACCAAAAUGUUUUGAACAAGUAAAACGAGUAAUGAGACAAAGAGCACUAAACGUUGAUUUACACCCGGAAAUCGAAGAAAACUGUUUGGAGGAUUUAGCGAUGCAUUGUUUUGAAAAAACCGGAAAAGGUGAAGAGUUGCAAUGUUUACAAUUAAAUUUAGAAAAAGUUAGCGAUGUUUGUAAAAAAACUAUCGAAGAAUUCACCGAAGAUGAAGCACAACACAUUGAAUUAAAUCCAUAUAUAAUGAAAAAUUGUAAAAACGAAAUGAAUCAACUUUGCGACUCCGAACUCGGGAAUGAAGAUGGUGAUGUUAUGAGUUGUUUGAUUUCACACAAAAACGAAAUGACAAUCAAACGUAACAACAAAUGCAAAAUUAGUAUAGAACAUUUUCAAAUUAUUUCGCUUAAAGAUUACCGAUUUUCAUACAAAUUUAAAAUGGCCUGUAAACGUUUUGCAUUACAAUUUUGUCAGAACGAAAAAUCUAAAGCUGGUGUUGUAACGUGUUUAAGCGAAAAGGUUCUUAACGACACCAUGAUGGGCAUUAAAAGCGAAAUCCAAAAGGAUUGCAGACAACAAUUACGCGCACAACUUUUUUUACAAAGAGAAAGUAUCAACAACGACCCAAAGUUAUAUUCGGCUUGUAAAGACGACGUUAAAAAAUUUUGUGGAAAUGUGCCUGCUGAUUCGGCACAGGUAAAGGUUUUAGAAUGUCUUCAAUCAACCCAAGAUAAAUUAUCAGAAACUUGUCAAGUCGAAUUAUUUAAAAUUAAACGUGAAGAAAUCGCGGAUAACACCGUUGAUUACGCUUUAGUUACAAACUGUGAGGAUUCUAUCGAUCAAUUUUGUCCCAAAACUGAACGAGAACAUGUUUUGGAUUGUUUAAAAAAAAACAGAGAUGAAAAAGGUUUCAAUAAAAAGUGUCGUACAAUAGUGAUUCAUCGAAUGAUCGAACAAAACUCCGAUUACCGCUUAAAUCCAGGUUUACACGAAAAUUGUCAAGACGACAUCAAAAAAUAUUGCAGUGAAAUCGUAGCUCGUCAGAGUCCCGAUCACGAAUUAAAUGGCAAGGUGAUUGGAUGUUUGAGAGAUUCAUUUCGACGAUCAAGAUUAUCGAAUCGUUGCGAAAAAGAAAUGACAGAUGUGUUACGACAACAAGCCCUCGAUUUACGAUUAAAUCCUUUAUUAAGGGUUGUUUGCAAAAAUGAAUUGAGCACAAUCUGUCAAAUUGAUGAAGACGAUAGUCGCGGAACAGCCGAGGAAUGCUUAAAAAACGCAUUGUUGAAGAAGCAAAUUCACACGAAAGAGUGCCAAGAUGAAAUUGUUUAUAUGAUUGAAGAAAGUCAAGCGGAUAUUAAUGCGGAUCCUUUAUUACAUGAAGCUUGUGCUUUGGAUUUAUUGAAAUAUUGUAGUGAAAUUCCACAAGGAAGUGGACGACAUAUAAAAUGUUUAAAAUAUGUUUUGGCUGAUCCUAAAAAUAAACCAUUAACGGAUGAAUGUGCAAAUAUGUUUAAAACAAGAAUUGAAAUGUAUAAACAAAUUGAUUAUGCUGCACCUGAGAAUUUAGUACAGCUAUACAGUCAGGUGGCUUUAUCUCCAGCAAAACAUUACUUCCUCUUUUUAAUCUUUUUGGUUAUAUCAUCAAUGUUGAUGAUUGGAAUUUUUUGCGGAAGAGUUACAAAACGUCAUAUGCUUCUCAAAAAUAAAUGAUGUUCGAUUUACAGGAAAAUACGGAUUAAAAACCACACCAAAGGAGCAGCACUAUAACAAGAAAUAAAAAUAUAUAUAUUAUUUUAUAUAAAAUAAAUAAAUAUCAAGAAUAAAAUGUGAUAGUCGUUGUAAAAACUACGAAAUAAAUCGUAAUUUUCUAACAAUAAAGAAAA